UCACUGACAAGCGUGAAGGAAAGGUGUUUUGUGUACAGCGUUUGCAGAGUUCAAAAUGUCGAAAGGAACAACGAUUAAAGAAGCCCUCGCUAGAUUCGAGGAGAAAACAGGACAGAAGGCAUCUGAAUCCAAGGAGGUGAGGUUGUAUAUGCAGAUACCACCGAUAGAAAAGAUGGAUGCCUCCCUUUCGACACUUACCGCAUGCGAGAAAUUGGCAUUAUCGACAAAUGCUAUUGAGAAAAUAGCAAAUCUUAAUGGCUUGAAAAAUCUAAAAAUUUUGUCACUGGCACGGAAUAAUAUCAAGAGUUUGAAUGGUUUGGAAGCUGUAGCAGACACACUAGAAGAAUUGUGGUUUUCUUAUAAUUUGGUUGAAAAGUUGAAAGGAAUUCAAGUUUUAAAAAAGCUCAAGGUGCUGUACCUGAGUAAUAAUCAAGUCAAAGACGUAGCAGAAUUGAAUAAAUUGGGUGAAUUGCCAAUGCUUGAAGAACUUGUAUUUGUUGGUAACCCAUUAGAAGAAAAACACUCUCAAGAAGGCACAAAGGAGGCUUACAAAAACCAUGUUAAAGGAAAAAUGCUUAAAUUGAAAAAACUUGAUGGUGAACCCAUAUUAAGAGAUGAGGUGGAUGAAGAUUAAAGAUAACAAAUAAAAACAACUAUAUAUUUUCCAUUUUUUGGUAUUGUAAAUAUUGAACAUUUUGUAAUUUGGCAUAUAUUUACUUAUUUUUCGUAAUGUUACAGUUAGAUACAUAUUGUACAUACUGAUUUGAAUACAUUCUGUGUAGACUCAAUGUUAAAUUCGUUCCUCAUGCUCAUACAUUUCCAUACUUAAUUACAUCAUUAUUAUUGUUUCUCUUGUUAUAAUAUUCCAUUUAAAUAAAGUAAAAAAGCCAAAAAUAAAAUUUUAUGUCUUUUUGAAUUUCAUUAUUUAUAAGUACAUUAUUGUAUUGCUGUAUAUUAUAUACCUGAGCAUUAUAGUACUUACUUGGAGAGUUGUUCGUGUAUAAUAAAAAAAUUGCUUUAAAAAAAAUAAGCUGUAAUUACUCAGAGAUUUGUAUAGCGAGUAUUCCACAUAAUCGAGUGCGAAAAAAAUUCUUUGUUUUUUUACUUAUUUCAGAUGUAAUUUUCAUGCAAUAAAGUUUUAAAAGUCAAA
Molecule: messenger RNA, 1150 nt
Organism: Saccoglossus kowalevskii
Lineage: Eukaryota; Metazoa; Hemichordata; Enteropneusta; Harrimaniidae
Product: dynein axonemal light chain 1-like
Biological process (GO): outer dynein arm assembly
Cellular component (GO): cytoplasm
Molecular function (GO): dynein heavy chain binding; alpha-tubulin binding
Source: RefSeq, a predicted model, not a curated record